Phalaenopsis equestris is the source of this 1815-nucleotide messenger RNA. RefSeq names its product probable beta-1,3-galactosyltransferase 2. NCBI's taxonomy places the organism in Eukaryota, Viridiplantae, Streptophyta, Magnoliopsida, Asparagales, Orchidaceae. The transcript has 11 exons. Gene Ontology annotation, molecular function: hexosyltransferase activity. The record is from RefSeq and is a predicted model, not a curated record. Bases 263 to 1492 code for a protein of 409 amino acids. Gene Ontology annotation, cellular component: Golgi membrane.
CUUUAAUCCCGAGGUUCUUCUUUUGAAGCCUUCUCCCUCCCUCUUCUUCGUCUCUACAGUAACAUAGUUGGCGUGUUCUUGUCAUAUUUAUUUCUUCCCCUCAAAGAGAAGAGAUAUGCAGCAACCAGAAAAGACACAGUUUUGGCAGGGAAAAAUCAUCUCUUUCUCCACUUAGAAGUUUCCGGCGUCAGCAAGUCGUUUGCUUUGGUUUCGAAUUUGUGCCCCCCAGCUAGGGAUUUUUAAGAGGAGAGUGUGAGACGUCAUGAGCUUGAAGAAUAGAGGAGGAAUAGCUGGCGGAGAGACUUCAACGAGGAGUAUGGUUUCCAAAAAAUGGACCUUUUUGUUUUGUGUCGGGAGCUUCUGCGCUGGACUUCUCUUCACGAACAGGAUGUGGACAAUGCCUGAACCAAAAGACAUCAUCAGGAGAACUGGAACUGAGGAAAAUAAAAUGAAUCUAGUUUCCGGUGAUUGUGAUAUAAAAUCUAUAAUUAAGAAACAAGACUCCAAUGACAUCAUAGGUGAAGUUUCAAAAACCCACGAUGCCAUACAGACGCUGGAUAAAACAAUAUCAAAUUUAGAAAUGGAACUAGCUGCUGCAAAAGCUGCACAAGAAUCAAUUCUUCAUGGUUCUCCACUAUCAGAAACUGCAAACCCUACUGAAUCUUCGAAGAAAAGAAAAUAUUUGAUGGUUGUUGGAAUAAAUACAGCAUUUAGCAGCCGCAAGCGAAGAGAUUCAGUUCGCGCCACGUGGAUGCCACAGGGUGAAAAAAGAAAGAGGCUAGAGGAAGAAAAAGGGAUUGUCAUUCGAUUUGUUAUUGGCCACAGCGCCACCUCUGGUGGAAUUCUUGAUAGAGCUAUUGAAGCAGAGGAUAUGAAGCAUGGGGAUUUCUUGAGGCUGGAUCAUGUUGAAGGGUACCUUGAAUUGUCAGCCAAGACUAAAGCAUACUUUGUUACUGCCGUCUCAAUGUGGGAUGCUGAAUUUUAUGUAAAGGUUGAUGAUGAUAUACAUGUGAAUAUAGCAACUCUGGGAAGUACCUUAGCAAGACUUCGCUCAAAGCCAAGGGUGUAUAUAGGGUGCAUGAAGUCAGGUCCUGUCCUGGCACAAAAGGGAGUGAGGUAUCAUGAACCUGAGCAUUGGAAAUUCGGUGAAGAAGGUAACAAAUAUUUCCGUCAUGCCACUGGUCAGCUGUAUGCUAUUUCAAAGGAUUUGGCAAGCUACAUAUCCAUAAACCAGCAUGUUCUACACAAGUAUGCUAAUGAGGAUGUUUCAUUAGGUUCCUGGUUUAUUGGCUUAGAUGUGCAACAUAUCGAUGAUCGUAGGCUAUGCUGUGGCACCUAUCCAGACUGUGAAUGGAAAGCACAGGCCGGAAACCUUUGCAUCGCCUCCUUCGACUGGAGCUGCAGCGGCAUCUGCAAGUCAGUUGAAAGGAUUAAAGAGGUCCAUCAACAAUGCGGUGAAGGCGAAAAUGCGAUAUGGAAUGCGGUUUUCUGAUGCAUUCGUGGCUCGUUAGAUGAUAGGAACACAGUUUCUUAGUGCAUUGUGCAAGAAGAGGGCUUCUUCGACAAUUCUUAUUAUUAUUAUUUUCUUUUUUUAGAUUAUAUGGAAAAAAUGGUGGAGAUGUAAAGGAGAGGGAGAGGCUGCUUGCCUCCCUCCCACAUUCUUCACCUAUGCUUUGAUGAGCUACUUAUAUUUUGUAAAAUUUAGUUGAAAUCAAUAUAAUUCUGAUUAGUUUGGCAUUCUGCAAUCAUGCAUUGUGGUGAAGACAAGGCUUUAAUGAGUUCGGAGGGGAUGUCAAAGCUUCAUACAUCAUUGGU